AUGUACAUUACUCUCUACUACAUCGUCACCCGCCUCCCUAACUCCCUUCGCGUAGUCACGGACCACUUCCUCUCAUUAUGCCCCACCACUCUCACCGUUGACCUCCUCAAGAAGGCCCUCCUAGCAGCGGAGAAGAGCAUAGUCGCUGUAGGAGCCUCUUGUGGUGACCCUCGCACCCCCAUCUUUGAGGGUCGGUCGGUGCGGCGUCUACCCCUAGUGGGAGACGCCGUCAUGGCAAGGGCAAGGGGGGCAGGGGCGCUGAAGGAGCUAGCGGGGGCUCUGGAGGCGGCGGAGGGAGUGGGGGUGGCGGUGGGGGUGGUGGCGGGGGUGGAGGUGUCCGUGGCGGCAGUGGAGGCGGAGGCGGCAGCGGUGGCGGUGGGAGCGGAGGUGGCGGAGGUGGCGGCGGUGGAGGAGGCGGUGGCAGAGGAGGUGGAGCUGGUCGGGGUGGCGCUGCGCAAAGGGUCGGCUCCGGUAGUGCGGGGUGGGGGUACUGGUCCGUGCACCUACGUCCUACGCACCGGCGACCGCGCGGGUGAGCAGUGUGGGGGUGCGCACUCCACCUAUCGCUCCUUUGGCCGCCUGACGGACGCUUGGCGUCACCAGUUUCCGGAGGCCACGGAGAUCCCCCGGUGGGGUGAGCUGUCUAGGGCGGGAGUAGCUAUCUUUGACCUUGACUUUGAUGCUAUUUUUGCUGCCAUGUAUGUUGUGACUAUUAGUGAUGAGGGUGACUGUUACCGGUGUUUCCCGCUCGACUCGGGCAUUGAGAUUGCUGCUCUAGGUACUGGUGAGGCUGCUGCUCUAGGUGCUAGCAAGGCUGCUGCUCUAGGUGCUAGUGCGUCUGCUUCCUCAGGUGCUGGUGAGUCCGCGCUCUCAGGUACCGAGUCAGCUUCGGCCUCCCUGACCUUCACCCUUGACUCCGGGGCUUCUCGCACCUUCUUUCCAGACCGCACCACACUCACGCCGCUUGGUCGGCCAGUUGCAGUCUCUCUAGCAGACUCCUCUGGGGGUCCUGUCCUUGCUCACUUCUCCACUAACCUCCCGUGUCCGGCGGCUCCCUCUGGCACCCUGUCUGGUCUUUACCUCCCCUCGUUCUCUACGAACUUGGUGAGUGGUGCUGACCUACAGGAUGGGAGAGUUCACCAGUUCACUCCUGCGAGCCAGCGGGUGGCCCACUGCACGGACGCUUUGACGGGCCGACACUUGGCCACAUUUACUCGUUGGACGGGGUCGAGCCUGUACACACUGACCACUACGUCUCCUCCUGUCCCUGCGUCUGGUCAGGUAGCUGCGUCGAGUCAGGUGUUUGAUGUAGGGUCCAGAUCUGGUCCUGAGUCUGCCCCCUGCUCGUAUCGUCUCCUGUCUCACGAGACUCUCCUCUGGCACCACCGCCUUGGUCACCCCUCCCUGCUUCGUCUCCAAGGCAUGGUCUCCUGUGUCCUUGUCUCUGGUCUUCCCCGGUCCCUCACUCCCCUUCCUCCGGGGCCUGGCCCUACCUGCGUCCCCUGUGUCGAGGGACGGCAGUGGGCUGCUCCUCACUCCUCCCUGUUUCCUCCGACAGAGGCCCCCUUGCAGACGCUUCACAUGGACGUGUGGGGCCCCGCCCGCGUCCGUGGACUGCGUCACGAGCGCUACUUCCUGCUGGUUGUUGACGACUACUCACGUUACACCUCAGUCGUCCCCUUGCACAGCAAGGGUGAUGUCACUGAGACCUUCACGCUUCCGGACUCUCCACAGCAAAAUGGGAUUGCUGAGCGCCGCAUUGGCAUGGUCAUGGACGUUGCCCGUACGUCCAUGAUGCACGCGGCUGCCCCCAUUUUCUGUGGCCGUUUGCGGUUCGGGACGGUUGGCGAUGCGUCUGCGUUCCGUGUCUGGAGAUCUCGGGCGUUUGUCCGCGACUUGUCUGCGGACAAGCUGUCCCCUCGUGCGGCUCCUUGUGUCUUCCUAGGCUUCCCCCCUGACGCCCCUAGGUGGCAGUUCUACCACCCCACCUCUCGCCGUGUUCUGUCCUCCCAGGACGUCACGUUUGACGAGUCAGUCCCCUACUACCGCCUCUUUCCCUACCGCACUCCGUCCCUCCCCCCGCCGCCGCUCUUCCUCGUACCAGUCGAGCCUGUCGAGGUCACUGGUGACUCUUGUGCUGCUGAGGGUGCUGAGCCUGGGGGUGCUGACUCUGGGGGUGCUGAGACUGGGGGUGCUGAGAUUGGGGGUGCUGAGACUGGGGGUGUUGAGACUGGGGGUCCUAAGCCUGGGGGUGCUGAGCCUGGGGGUGGUACGCCUUGGGGUGCUGAGCCUGGGGGUGCUACGUCUGGAGGUGCUGAGCCUGGGGGUAUGGAGCCUGAGGGGGCUGGGCCUGCUUGUGUGGCGUCUGGCGGUGCUGGGCCUGGAGGUUCUCCGGGUGCUUCGUCUCGGCGGGAGCAACUCUCUCCACAGGAGCUGCGCGAGUGGUUUGCCCGACGCUGGAGCCGUGCUGCUAGAGCUGGAGGGUCUUCGGCUGCUGAGGGUGCUGGUGCCGCGGGUCCCGGAGGUGCUCAUACUGGAGGUACUGGAGUUGCUUGGCCGGCAGGUGCGACUGGAGCUGGAGCUGCUGAGGGUGUUGGUGCUGAGGCUACUACUGUCGGUCCUGGAGGCGGUGCUAUUGUAGGUGCUACUGGUGCUGCUGGAGGUUCUGGAGCUGUGGGUGCUGCUGUUGCUGGUGCUGCUGCUGGGGGUGCUGGUACCGUCUUUGCUGUGUCUGGAGUCGCUGAGCGGCCUCGGCCGUACUUCGUUCCGCUCCUUUAG
Messenger RNA from Closterium sp. NIES-65, 2778 nucleotides. The record is from the annotation of a GenBank genome assembly. NCBI's taxonomy places the organism in Eukaryota, Viridiplantae, Streptophyta, Zygnematophyceae, Desmidiales, Closteriaceae.